UUAUUUUAUUACUACUAUAUUGAUCAUAAAAAAUGUAAAUUAAUUUCUUUUAAGGUUUUUACAAGCAACUGUUAAUGGAAUUCAGCCAUCCCAACCUUCUAGUGUUAGAGUAUCUGCUGUCAGAGCAGUUUGGGGAUUUUGUGAACAUCUGAAGGCUUCACAACAAACUUCAAUUUUAAUUCCUUAUUUACCUCCAGUUAUGGAAGGACUAAUAAAUCUUGCAACUCAAUUUUCAUCUGAAGUUCUUGCAUUAGUUAUGGAAUCUAUUACUAUUGCUUUAUCAGUAGAUAAAGAUUUUAUGGCCAGCAUAGAAGAGAGGGUGUUAUCUUUAGCUAUAGCUGCUUUUCUUAAGCAUAAUAGUGAUCCUAUUUUAGUAUCUUUAUCUCAAGAUGUCUUCAAAGAGUUAGCACAAAAUGCUGUCUGUCAAAAUCUUUUGCAACAAAGAUUAGUUCCUACAUUGGUUUCCAUACUUCAUGCUCCUGUUGAUAAAAUACCUAUGGGAUUACAAGGAGUAGCAUUGGAUAUCUUACAAACUUUAGUAAGGAAUAGUUCCAGACCUCUUCCAGAACCAUUAUUAACAUCAGCAUUUCCUGCUGCUGUUCAUUGUAUUCUUCAUACAGAUGAUAAUACCACACUUCAAAAUGGUGGCGAGUGUUUACGUGCCUAUGUAUCAGUAUCAUUAGACCAAGUGGUUGCAUGGCAUGAUGACACUGGUUGCAGUGGUCUUAUUUAUGUUGUUCAGGUUGCUCAACAUUUGUUGGAUCCUAAAACAUCAGAAUCAUCAGCAGCAUAUGUUGGGCGAUUAGUUUCUACUCUCAUAUUUAAAGCUGGUGGAACAUUAGGAGAAAAUACAGAGUUGUUGUUAAGAGCUGUACUCAGUAAAAUGCAACAGACUGAAACAUUGACAGUUAUUCAGAGUCUCGUUAUGGUGUUUGCUCAUCUUGUUCAUCAUCAGAUGCCAGCUGUUUUAGAUUUUUUAUCAAGUGUUCCCGGUCCUACAGGUAAAUCGGCAUUGGAAUUUGUCUUAACGGAAUGGUGUUCCAGACAACAUCUGUUCUUUGGGGCUUAUGAAAAUAAAGUUAGCACAUUGGCUCUAUGUAAAUUGUUGGAACAUAGCAUUAAAACAAAUGAUCGUCGUCUUACAGAAGUUAACGUUAAAGGAGAUCAAAUUAUUGAUUUAGAAGAGGGAAUUAAAACACGUACAAAAAGCGCACAGAAACCACCAAAGUGGACUGAAAUUCCUGUAGUAAUAAAAAUUUAUAAGUUAUUAAUCAAUGAAUUAUCUAAUAGCAUGGAACAGGCCAUGACUCAACAGGAUGAUGAUUAUUCUGAUAUGGAGAAUUGGGAUGAGGAUGAGGAUGAGUCAAUCGAUAUGAAAGAAAAUGAUUCAUCAUCCAUGUCACGUAUUAUGUCUCAGUAUGUUCCUGCAGCAAAUUUUUCAGGUUAUGAUAUCGAGACGGAGGAUUGUGACGAUGAAGAUCCGGAUGCAAUAUCCGAUCCGCUGUAUCACAUUAAUAUGCAAAACUUUCUGACUCAGUUUCUGCACACUCUGUCUCAGCAAUCAUGUUACAACACAUUUAUGCAACAUCACACACCACAAGAGAAACAAGUUUUAUCAUCUAUCGGUAUCAGUAUUUAGAAAAAGUUAACAUUCCAGUUCCGAUUGAUGCAAAAGAGUAACUUUAAUUGUACAUGAUGUACAGGGUGAUUUUUUUUGCCAAUACUUUUUACACUCUUAGCCAACAAAUUUUACAUGCUUCUGGAUAUGCAAACGUCUCUAGCGGUAUGGCUGAUGUUGUCCGGAGGCAAAGCGAGGGGAAAAAGAAAAUUAUUUGGAUAAAACUCUCCCAUAUCUUUUUUGCAACCAGGAAAAAGUGCUACUUUUAUAAUGUUUGCUAUUACUGCAGAAAUUAUAAUUUUCUAUAAAUGUUUGUAAUUACGACUGCACUAAUAUAUAAUAGGAGUCACAAAAGCGAAAUUCCUGCUAUAUAUAAAUAUAUAAUUGUUGCUUAUUUUACACGAAAACCAAAAUAGCAGUAUUAGUAACUCUGUUUGGACUUUUAUGCAAACUAAAAAACUAUUAUACAUUAAAAAGUAAGCAACAAACGUUUCUAUAUUCCAAGUAGCAAAAGUACUCAAAAGGAAUAUAUCAUGUAAAAAUUUGACAGUUUUUUGAAAAUAAACAUUUGAUUUGUAUUUAAA
Molecule: messenger RNA, 2202 nt
Organism: Centruroides sculpturatus (bark scorpion)
Lineage: Eukaryota; Metazoa; Arthropoda; Arachnida; Scorpiones; Buthidae
Product: importin-9-like
Exons: 12
Coding region: 200-1639 (479 amino acids)
Biological process (GO): protein import into nucleus
Cellular component (GO): nuclear envelope; cytosol
Source: RefSeq, a predicted model, not a curated record